AUGUGUCUGUGGAUUUUAACAGCAUGCCUGGGACUGCUGCCAGGAAAUCAGUACCCCAUUGUGGUUGUGCCUGGUGCACCGGCACCCAUUAUUGUACCUACAGCAGCACCAACAGCAGCACCGACAGCAGCUCCGACACCAGCGCCAACCAUUGGUAAUAUGACCACUGUUCCUACGAUGACUCCUGUGACAAUUGUUACGACGGCGGCGCCAAUAACACUGCCGACGACUAUGCCUGCCGUGACGACUGUGACAAACCUUCCCCAAACGACUACUCUUCCUACUACGAUGAUAACUUCGGCUCCGUCUUCCAACCAACCACCAACUGCAGUGACGACAGCGCAGACUACAGCACAGACUACAGCACAGACUACAGUACAGACCACAGCACAGACUACAGCACAAACGACUUUAGGACCUAUACCAAUCGAUCCCCGUCUUGGCUCCACUAUGGCACCAUCAGCACCGCAAAGUUUGCCACUCAUUGCUUACAAUGCACCCGUGGCUUCGUACAACUCCCCUGUAAACUUUCCCCGAUCACGAAGAAGCGUGAACCGUAAAUAUAGAAUGGAUGUAAAAGACUACAUUAAUGUUGAUGAACAAAAAAAUUGCAAACACAAUAUUAAAAAAAGACAAAGCUGUAUGUGUGUAGCUACUGGAACUUGUAAUCGUAAUUCAGGAGCUGGUUUAAUAGAUAUCAGAAUCGUCACACCGCAAUGUCCAGCUGGUCAGGAAUAUUGUUGUACCGGCACUACUCCUCCCGCUGCAAUAAUUAAUUGCGGCUUAAGACAAGCCGUCCCCGCAACAGCUGUAGCACCAGCGUUUGGUCAGGCUACUUUUGGAGAAUUUCCUUGGCAGGCUAUAAUACUGACAAAACAGAAUGAUUACAUUGCUGGAGGUGUACUUAUCGAUGGAUUAAAUGUAUUGACUGUUACUCACAGACUAUUGCCUUAUGUUGUUUCAGGAACUGCUCCUAAUGUAAAAGUGAGAAUGGGUGAAUGGGAUGCCGGUGGCACAUACGAACCGGUGCCCUUUCAAGAAUAUACUAUCAGCAAAGUGUUCAGCCAUCCAAAUUACAACGCUAAUACAUUGCAAUAUGACAUCAUGAUGUUGAGAUUGGCUUCAGCAGUACCAUUUACACCAACUGCGGGUGCUGCAGUGACUAUUAACAGAGCGUGUCUUCCGGCGGCUGCAAAUACAGCUUACACAGGACAAAGAUGUAUGGUGUCAGGUUGGGGUAAAGACAUGUUCGGUGCGCAAGGCCAAUAUCAACAAAUACUGAAGAAAGUGGAUGUGCCGAUAGUAGCACCAGCGACAUGUCAGACGCAAUUACAGACAGCGCGUUUAGGACCUACCUAUGUACUAGACACCACUUCCUUUAUUUGUGCUGGUGGCGAACCGAGUAAGGAUUCGUGUACAGGUGACGGUGGUUCAGGCCUGGUAUGUCAAGUGAACGGCCAAUGGGUAGUGGUUGGUCUUGUUGCGUGGGGCCUCGGCUGUGCUACCACUAAUGUGCCUGGAGUAUACGUUAACGUGGCCGGAUUCCUUCCCUGGAUACAGCAGCAAAUAGCCACACCUUAA
Messenger RNA from Arctia plantaginis, 1581 nucleotides. Lineage: Eukaryota; Metazoa; Arthropoda; Insecta; Lepidoptera; Erebidae. The record is from the annotation of a GenBank genome assembly.